UAAUCAUAUCUGGACUGGCUGUAAAAUCUCAGAUAAAAUUAGAUGAUGAGAUUAAAGUGCUGCUAAAUCGCCCCAAAAACACGGAAUUCCCUUACAGAAAUCUGAUCCCUAAAACGGAAGAGACCUCCUCAAUCGUGAAAUCCACUAUGUUCCCGCGGCCCAACCAGAUUCAACCCCCGUUCUCAAACUCUUUCCCCCGCCCCAAAUCUUUCUUAUUCCCCCUCCAAGAUGGAGGCGCUGGAGGUUUUGGGGGGCUACCCGACCAAGCCCUUAAACCCGAGAGCCCGAAUGGUCAGGGUUCUACUGAGUAUGACGGUGUGCAUGGGAUGUUUAUUAAUGCUACAUAGUUUUCUCAAAAUCUCCAAGUCCAGGAAGCCGCAAGAUUUCUAUUCUUUUGAGGUGAAGGACGCCAAAGGGAGAAGCGUUUCUUUGGAGAGAUACCGAGGCAAAGCGUCUCUGGUUGUCAACGUGGCGAGCCACAGCGAACACACUGAGAUGAACUAUCGCUCUCUGCAGGAGCUGCACCGGGAAUUGGGUACGUCCCAUUUCAACGUCCUGGCUUUUCCCUGCGGCCAGUUCGGGGAAACCGAGAUGGGGGCCAGCCGGGACAUCGAGGCCUACGCCAAGAACACCUAUGGCGUCACCUUCACCAUCUUCAGUAAGGUCAAAAUCAUGGGGUCGGAGGCGGAGCCAGCCUUCAAAUUCAUAACAGAUUCUGUGAAGAAGGUUCCGAAGUGGAACUUCUGGAAGUUCCUGGUGAACCCUGAAGGCCAGGUGGUGAGGUUCUGGAAGGCAGAGGAGCCCGUCGACAGCGUUCGUCAGGAGGCGAUAACCAUGGUGCGUCACAUUAUUCUAAAGAAAAGGACAGAGCUCUGACGGGAUGGCGAGGAGUGGAAUAAGGACACCUCUGAUGGUUUCAGAGUUUGAAUUAAAGGUUAUGAGGUAUUAAUUAAGAUACAAAGUCAACUCUGUUAUUUGCUGAGUGGUGACUUUAGGGCUCGUGCCUUGUGGUAUGGGGAAGGAUUUGCCAUUAUUUUUCUGAAGAUGAAGACUGAAGAUGAUGACUAUUGCAAUAAGAGAUUAAAGGGUGUGUGUGUUGUGCCACUAAGAGGGUGACACUGACAUUUCCUGACAACCACCAGGUCCAUAGUGAAUUCCCUGACAACCACCAGGUCCAUAGUGAAUUCCCUGACAACCACCAGGUCCAUAGUGAAUUCCCUGACAACCACCAGGUCCAUAGUGAAUUCCCUGACAACCACCAGGUCCAUAGUGAAUUCCCUGACAACCACCAGGUCCAUAGUGAAUUCCCUGACAACCACCAGGUCGGUAGUGAAUUCCCUGACAACCACCAGGUCGGUAGUGAAUUCCCUGACAACCACCAGGUCCGUAGUGAAUUCCCUGACAACCACCAUGUCCAUAGUGAAUUCCCUGACAACCACCAUGUCCAUAGUGAAUUCCCUGACAACCACCAGGUCCAUAGUGGAUUCCCUGACAACCACCAGGUCCAUAGUGAAUUCCCUGACAACCACCAUGGCUUGUUAAACCAGUAUAAUCACCUCAAAGAACCAUUAUUAUGUGUAACAUAGAUAUGUCUGAUUUAAAGCAGGUUGUUAUUUGUUUUGUCAUUGCCAGAUUAAAAGACUGUUCUUUACACAUGUUAAUCCCUGGUUACAGUAAUGUAGAACAAUCAUUAUGUUCUUUAAACAUGUUCAUCCACGUUUACAGUAAUGUAGAAAAAUAAUGUAAUGUAUAACAUCUCUACCAGUAUUGGAUUAAUAGAUAAAUGUUUACAAAUGUUGGAUUUCAAA
Messenger RNA from Oncorhynchus masou masou (cherry salmon), 1808 nucleotides. RefSeq names its product probable glutathione peroxidase 8. NCBI's taxonomy places the organism in Eukaryota, Metazoa, Chordata, Actinopteri, Salmoniformes, Salmonidae. Gene Ontology annotation, biological process: response to oxidative stress. Gene Ontology annotation, molecular function: glutathione peroxidase activity. The record is from RefSeq and is a predicted model, not a curated record. Bases 229 to 876 code for a protein of 215 amino acids. The transcript has 3 exons.